AUGAAGCCCAAGAAGUUCCAUUAUAUUUCGUCAGUUCCUUAUUUUGACAUGGGCCAAACGUUGAAUACAUCAUCGUUGUUAUCUAAUUUCAAUGCCUAUAAUCAUGAUCAAAUAAAUAGCUCAUUGUCCUCUCAGUUUAAUAUCAAUGAACAGGAUACUACAUCUGAUUUUUCACCACCUUGUUUUAAUACAUAUGAACUUGAUAAUGCAAAUGCCUUCUUACCUUAUUUUAGCUAUGAACAUAAUAUUACAAACACUUCUGUUAGGUCAACUUAUAUUAAUAUCCAAAGCUUUAGUAAUAUGUUGGCUGGAUCGGAUGUUGAGGCUCAAUCAGAAGCAAGAGGGUUUAGCUUUCGAAAGAGAAGACGAGUUGUUGACUCUGAUGACCACACCAUAACAAGACGGCGAAUAUAUGAAUGUUUACAUGCUUGGAUACGUGAACCUGAAAAGACUAUUCUGGCAGAAGAUAGGAGAGACAGAGAUUCUGAAAUGAUCGAUUGUUCUUGGCAUAUUAAUUUGGCAUUUUCUAAAACAGAAAAAGAUGUUCGUAUUAAUAGUAUUUUAGGGAAGCACAAUCACAAAAUGAAUGCACUUGUUACUGAGAUGGCACCAAAAUAUCGAAAGCUAACAUAUGAAAUGUCUAAAAAAGUCAAAUUUUGGACUAUUCAUAGAAAAUUAGGCUUACCAACCCAAUAUAAUUU
Molecule: messenger RNA, 701 nt
Organism: Dentiscutata erythropus
Lineage: Eukaryota; Fungi; Glomeromycota; Glomeromycetes; Diversisporales; Gigasporaceae
Source: the annotation of a GenBank genome assembly